Molecule: messenger RNA, 1470 nt
Organism: Nerophis lumbriciformis (worm pipefish)
Lineage: Eukaryota; Metazoa; Chordata; Actinopteri; Syngnathiformes; Syngnathidae
Gene: ciartb
Product: circadian associated repressor of transcription b
Biological process (GO): circadian regulation of gene expression; negative regulation of DNA-templated transcription
Cellular component (GO): nucleus
Molecular function (GO): RNA polymerase II cis-regulatory region sequence-specific DNA binding
Source: RefSeq, a predicted model, not a curated record
AGAAGCAACACGGGCCGCUCGCUGGGCUUCGGAAGACCUCCGCAUUCGCUGUGAUCACGUAGCGCACAUUCGACACAGCUCCGGCCGCGAAGACGCGCUCUAUUGCCCGCUCAACAAAGGAAAGAGGACCGUUCUGCUUUCAGCCUGGGAAGGUUGGUGAUGGUCAGUAGUAGUUAAAUUCCGCAGCCAAGGAUGUCUGCUACAGAUUCGGACAACUCCAUUGACUGGCUGGCAAGUGACACCGAGGACACCAACAGUGAACAGGAGUUUGAGGGGAAGCGCAGCCAGACAGAUGCUUCUUCAACGGACAGCUGCUGGAGCCGUGAGACGUCCACUAGGGGUCCUCCUUCCAGCUGCAUGGAGACAUGGGGCAGGGAUGCCAUUGAACUGUGUAAAACGCAACAAAGCGAGAAGAUGAAGAGACGACGCAGCUUCGCGGAGGAAGAGGAAGGACGGAUCAUUUCCAGUCAGUCAGAGAAGGGACGGCUUUUUACCCGAAAGUGCAUGGAGCUGCAAUGCUACAUCCAUCCACUGUCCUCAAUCUUGAAUGGUCUUCGUUCAGGGAGAUACCGAGAACGACUUAGCAGUUUCCAAGAAAGUGUUGCUAUGGAUAGAAUCCAAAGGAUCCUGGGUGUUCUGCAGAAUCCCUGCUUAGGGGAGAAAUACAUAAGUAUCAUUCUUAAAAUGGAGGAAAUGCUGAAGAGUUGGUUCCCUAACGUCAAAACCCAACGCCAACCGACCGUCGCCCACACAGAGGAAGUCGUUCCUACAAAGAAACUAAAGCUUUCACAAGUGACAGCGAGCGCAGCAGUUACCAUCAGCGAUACUCCGCUGGGCGCCAAACAGCUGCGAGUCACCGACCUCACACCUCCUGCAGCUUAUUCCGCAAGCAACCUUAAAUGGCUCCACACGUUCCCCAUCUGCUCCCCCAGCGCGGAGCAGGCUCAGGCGGGCCCUCGGCAUGUAGCGCACCCUAGAGACAUAACGCAGGACAGCGCCGUAUCUUCCAGCACGGACGUCCCCGCUAACACAAACUCUGUGCCGAGAGGGCCCCCGCCGGAAAAAAUCAAGGCGCCUUGUCUAGAGCGCCUCCUGAAGUCGACAGAUAGCAUCAUCAGCCGCAAGGGGACGUCGGGUUUGAUGGACAGCAGCUGGUCCUAGUCCACAUGGGGGGGGCUGCUUCACAUGCAGCUGAGCCUUGACUACUCUACCAGGGGGGCCAGUUCGCUCGCUUUGCCCAUUCCAGCCUUCAGGGGAGGCCUGAGCCUUUAAAAAAGGGACUUGACAGGUUUACUGUUUAGUGGAAAAUGUGUUCCCUCACUGACAUGACAAGUGUCUGCUAUAUUUUCUCCUUUUGUUUUGUCAUUUGCACUCUUGGGUAGCAUUUAUGAAGGUGGGAAGGAGAGCAAUUUCAUCCUCACCGAGGCAGCGUUCCCUCUGUAGAUCCGACGGUUCUGUUUGAGCGUUUUG